UCAUCCAAAUACAUGCAUAUGUGAUUUUCCUUAAAAAAAAUAUUUUUUAUUUUGUCUAUACUAAAUUAAGAUAGUUGUUAGUUGAAUUAAAAUAGAAGAAAAAAGAAAGAAUCAAAAUCAAAGGGGGUGGUUAGUGAAAGUCAAUUGUGAUUUAGUAAAAGGGGGGGCCCCGGCCCCCCUAUUCAAUAAAGAAUUUCACAAGUGGGCCCCACCAAAUGGAGGCCAAUGUCAAAGGAGGAGAGAGAAAGCUAAUGGGUAAUGAAUACAGAAUAGAGAGAGAGAGGGCAUGUUUUUUUCAACUCACACAACAGAAGUAAAUGUGCAAAAUAGUUUCUUGUAUAGGGUCUUCUUCUAAAUUGGCUUAAAAUCAAAUUCAGGUGAUUCAAGAAAGGAAGAAGACUGUGUUCUUGCUCUGAUUUACAACAAAGCUAAGAGGGAAAAUUUCUUCACUUUGUUUUUUUUCUCUUCUCUACAGUUAGUUUGCCUGCUUUUCGUUGUGCUGUUUCUUCUGGAUCUUGUUUUUUUUUUUGUUUUUUGCUGCACCUAUGAUUUACCCAUUUUCUCUGGUAGCAAUCAUCCUGUAUUCACAUUUCUCCAGUUGGGUUUGUCAUUUUCUGAGCUGAAUCUUCAAGAAAAUGUCGAUUCUAGGGUUUCCUUGAUCUCCCCCAAUUUUUUAAUUUAAUUUUUGAUUUUUUUAAAUUGAAGUUAUUUUUCAACUCAAAGGUCUGGUCUUGAUAUUUGAAUGUUAUUCCUAAAGUAAAUUAUCUUCUCCCUUUUUCAUUCAGCUGCUGUUGUUGUUUUUUAAUUUCGAUUUGAAUUUUUGAAAAGCAAAGGUUCAUUCUUGAAGAAGAAGCUUUUUUUUUUACUAGCUUUGAUUCCCUUUUCCCCCUUUUGAAUUUAGGGUGUGAACUUUGAACCCAGUCCCCUUUCUUUCUGGGUUUUUGAAUUUGUUCCUUUUCUUGAUUGUAUUCUCUCUCUAUUACCAAAUUUGAUUGUAAGAACCCCAAAAAAGAAAAAAAAAAUCCAAUCUUUAAAUGCAUCUGUCACUAUGGAAACCAAUAUCUCACUGUGCUGCACUAAUCUUCAUGGACAAAAAAACCCGAAGAAGAGACGGGUCCCACAAUUCCACCGAAGAAGUCAAAACCAACCCAUCAAUCCUCCGAAAACUUCAAGAACACAAGCUCAGAGAAGCUCUCGAAGAAGCCUCCGAAGACGGGUCUCUCGUAAAAUCUCAAGACAUCGAAAUUUCGGAAGCUUUAACCAAUCAGGACGAAGCCUUGGGCAGAUCCCGUUCGCUCGCUCGAUUAAACGCCCAAAAGGAUUUUCUCCGAGCCACCGCCCUAGCAGCCGAGCGAACUUUCCAGCCAGGCGACUCAAUUCCGCACCUCAACGAAGCUUUCUCGAAAUUCCUCGUAAUGUACCCUAAGUACCAAUCGUCGGAAAAAAUCGAUCAUUUGAGGGCGGAUGAGUACUCACACAUGUGCGGUGCUUCUUCGAAGGUAUGCCUCGAUUAUUGUGGUUUCGGGUUGUUUUCGAUGCUUCAAUCUGUUAACGAUUGGGAAUCUUCGGCUUUUAGUUUGUCUGAAAUCACUGCCAAUUUGAGUAACCAUGCUUUAUACGGUGGAACUGACAACGGGACUAUAGAGCACGAUAUUAAAACGAGAAUAAUGGAUUAUUUGAACAUACCCGAAAACGAGUACGGUCUUGUUUUCACCGUGAGUCGUGGCUCGGCUUUUAAACUGCUGGCAGAAUCGUACCCUUUUCAGACGAACAAGAAGCUGUUGACCAUGUUUGACCACGAGAGCCAAUCGGUGAAUUGGAUGGCUCAGAGCGCGAAGGAGAAAGGCGCGAAAGUCCAAAGCGCAUGGUUCAAAUGGCCCACUCUGAAACUGUGUUCGACCGACUUACGAAAGCAAAUUUCGAACAAAAAGAAACGUAAAAAAGAUUCCGCAUCGGGUCUUUUCGUCUUCCCAGUUCAGUCUAGGGUUACAGGUGCGAAAUACUCGUAUCAAUGGAUGGCUUUGGCACAGCAAAACAACUGGCAUGUUUUGCUCGAUGCUGGUGCAUUAGGCCCGAAGGACAUGGAUUCGCUCGGAUUGUCCCUUUUCAGACCGGAUUUCAUCAUUACAUCUUUUUACAGGGUCUUUGGAUUCGAUCCGUCUGGAUUCGGUUGCUUGCUGAUCAAGAAAUCGGUUAUGGGAAGCCUUCAGAAUCAGUCUGGCCAUGCUGGUUCAGGUAUGGUCAAGAUCACUCCUGUUUUUCCUCUGUACUUGAGCGACUCGAUGGAUAAUUUCGUGGGUUUCGAUGAAGAUGAAGACGAACAAGAAGCGGGCCCCGCAGGCGAAUCCGACCCCGAAAAUCGACAUGGGCCCCACCAGUUGCCGGCCUUUUCAGGCGCGUACACUUCUGCUCAGGUGAGGGAUGUUUUCGAGAGCGAAAUGGAGCACGAUAAUAGCUCCGAUAGAGAUGGAGCGAGCACUAUACCCGAAGAAACAGAGAGUAAUUAUGCUGGGGAUGUUAUGAAAAGUCCCGUCUAUAGCGAAGACGAGUCUUCGGAUAACUCGCUGUGGAUCGAUUUGGGGCAGAGCCCUCUCGGGUCGGAAAAUGGGGCCCACGAUAGCAAACAUAAUGCCUCCUCUCCAUUACCGCCCGCUUGGUUUUCUAGCCGGAAGAAUAGUAAUAAUAAUAAUAAUAAUAAUAGUAAGUUGAUUUCGGCUUCUUCGAAGGCCUCGAAAUUAUCAGGCAGCCCAGUUUAUGACAAGGAACCGAAUUACGAUGACUGUAAUGUAGGAUCGUUCGAUGCUGCUGUUCGAUCGAUGUCUCAUGUAGAAGAUCAAUUUGCAGAGAGAGACCAGUUCAGGACCCCCGAUAAUCGGCAUUCUCAAGAAAUCGAGGAAGAACCUGAAAUCAAGAACUCAAUCAUGGCGAAAGAUAGUGCAAUAAUAAGACGAGAGACGGAAGGUGAUUUUAGGUUACUCGAGAGACGAGAAAAGAGCGGAAUUGGUGGCGGAAGUAGAUUUUUCGGGAUAGAAGAGAGAAGGGUGUCGUUUAGCACAGAAGACAACUACAGGGCUCACGUUAGCACAAAAGGGUCUCCGGCUAAUUUAGACAACUACGACGACGACGACGAUGAUGACAUCAGCAAUGGAGAUUACGAGGAUCAAGAAUCGGAGAGGGCGGAGCCGGAGAUAAUCUUGAAGCAUCUCGAUCAUAUAAAUAUGUUGGGAUUAAAUAAAACAACUUCUCGGCUUCGAUUCUUGAUUAAUUGGCUUGUCACUUCGAUGCUGCAAUUAAGGCUACCUAGUACCAACGGAGAGGAAAGUAAGCCGCUCGUUCAUAUCUACGGUCCGAAAAUCAAGUACGAGAGGGGCGCUGCGCUGGCGUUCAACGUGAGGGACGGGACCCGCGGUCUUAUCGGGCCGGAGGUUGUGCAGAAGCUGGCUGAGGCGCACGGUAUUCGUCUUAGUCUCGGGAUACUAAGUCACAUACGGGUGAUGGAUGGUUCGAAAAGGGACCGUGGGUCUUUAUGUAUUGACGAAACUACCCUUUGCAGGCCGAUGGGAAACGGCAAGAGUGGGUUUGUGAGGGUUGAAGUUGUCACUGCUUCGCUCGGGUUCUUGACUAAUUUCGACGAUGUGUAUAAGCUGUGGGCGUUUGUCGCUAAGUUUCUCGAUUCGACUUUUGUGAAAGAGGGUGGUAUGCUUACGCCGGUUGCAGAGGAAAUCGAAGAAUGAGAAACGAAAAAAAAAAAAAGGGGGUUGAUUCUUUUUCGUUGUUUGGAUUAUUUAUAUAUAUCGUUCGCCUUUGCGUAGAUUCGAUUCGUUCGGUAGAGUUUGGGUUUUAGAUUUUUAUUUUUUUCAUAUAUUAUAGUUUGAUGAACUAAAAGCAGAUAGUUUCCACAGUGAGUUGUUGACACGAAUUUGAUUUCUGCUGUAUAAAAAAUUCAUCUUGUUCUUGCUUGUUUUUCAUAUACAUUCUUUUACUGUAUAUUUUUUUUACA
Molecule: messenger RNA, 4000 nt
Organism: Erythranthe guttata (spotted monkey flower)
Lineage: Eukaryota; Viridiplantae; Streptophyta; Magnoliopsida; Lamiales; Phrymaceae
Source: RefSeq, a predicted model, not a curated record